AUUUCCUCAGUGUUACUGCAGUCCACUGACUAAACCAGAAAUUGAGAGGAUGAGAAACGAAAGCAACACGCUUGACGCACGGUGUAUAAAUGAAUACGAGCAGUAAAUGACACAAAUUUUCAAUUUCGGAUCCAGUUGAGCGCGCGCAAUGGGAGCGUCGCGCUUGCGGGCGUCAGUUUGAUAAAACAACGACUUCUCAAAGUUGUAUGUUGGUGGAUAAAGAAGAAUCAAGAUGAAGAAGCAGUUUAACCGCAUGAAACAGCUCGCCAACCAGACUGUUGGGAGAGCAGAGAAGACAGAAGUACUGAGUGACGACCUUCUUAUGAUUGAACGACGCUUGGAAAAUAUGCGAUUGGUCUCCCAUAAUGCACACAAGAAGAUGUCCAUGUGUCUGCAGGGUAACCCGGGCACAGAUGCGGAGAAGAGACAUAAAAAGCUUCCUCUCACGGCCCUUUCACAAUCCAUGCUGGAUGGAGGAAAUCAGCUCGGAGACGAGUCUUUUAUCGGGAAGAUGAUGGAAGUCUGUGGGGAAGCUGAAAACAAACUGGCCUUUGAGCAGAGCCAACAUGAGGUUCAGCUGGAGAGAGAUGUUCUAGACCCUCUCAACCUGCUAACAGAGGUGGAGAUUCCUAACAUCCUGAAGCAGAGGAAACAUUUAGCCAAGCUUGUGUUGGAUUUUGAUUCUGCAAAAGCCAGGUAUCACCAGGCCACAAAGGCUUUUCCUUCAUCUGCAAAUGCUCAAGCAAUGACUGCCAAACUUGACAUACUUAAGGAGGAGAUGGAUGAAGCUCAGAACAAAAUGGAAAUAGGCAAGGAUCAACUAGCAGCUGAAAUGUACAGCUUUUACUCCAAGGAAGGAGAAUAUGCCCGUUAUUAUGUGUUGUUGUUAGAAGCUCAAGCUGAAUACCACAGAAGAGCCUUGGCGUCCAUCGAGAGCGUCCUGCCCGCCAUACAGUCACAGCAAGAUAAAUGGACAGAGAAGCCAGCGUUUGGCACAGCUCUGGAGGAACAUCUGAAGCGCACCGGCAGAGAGAUCGCUCUGCCCAUAGAGGCCUGCGUCAUGAUGCUGCUGGAGACCGGCAUGCAAGAAGAGGGUUUGUUCCGUAUCGCUGCUGGAGCCUCGAAACUGAAGAAGUUGAAGGCGGCACUGGACUGUUCCACUUCCCAACUGGAGGAGUUUUACUCUGACCCUCACGCUGUUGCUGGAGCCCUCAAAUCUUACCUGAGGGAGCUGCCUGAACCUCUGAUGUCCUACCAGCUGUAUGAAGAGUGGAUUCAAGCCUCAAGUAUUUCUGACUCUGAUAAGAGGCUUCAGGCGCUGUGGGUGGUGUGUGACAUGUUACCAAAGCCCAACAAAAACAAUUUUAGGUACCUGAUAAAGUUUCUUGCCAAGCUUGCUCUGGAAAGCGACAUCAACAAGAUGACUGCAAGCAACAUCUCCAUCGUACUCGGCCCCAAUUUGCUGUGGGCCAAAACAGAGGGAAGCUUCGCUGAAAUGGCAGCCACUACUUCCGUCCAUGUCGUGUCAAUAAUAGAACUGAUGAUCAACCAUUCAAGCUGGUUCUUUCCUGAAGAUGUGGACUUCAACGUUUCAGGCAUGUUUUCCAUGCCUGGGUGCCCGGGUACCCCUGACUCCGAAGCCGGAUCCAUAGACAGGAGACGCCCAGGCAGCCAGAGCUCGUUCGAUUCUGACCCUCCCCGCAAAGACAGCACUGCUAACAAACAGCCGGAAAUCACCCCUCGUAGAGCUGGCACAAUAAAUAAAAAGCAGCACUCCACGCCUAACUUCCAGCCCCCUCUCCCUCCCAUUGACGCCGGGGGGGUUCCCGUGUUUGAGCCCUCCCCUCUGUCGCCCGGUGGCGGGGGUCUGGAGGCUGGGCAGGCGGGAGCUGUGGUGUCUCAGAUGCAGCAGCCUUUAGCUCAGCAGAACCCUGCCACGGAGAACAGUAACAUGACCCGAGAACCUGCGACCACACCUCCAGCCACGAGGAACGGACCGGGAGGUUCGAGUGGGACAUCCGCUCAGCUGAAUGUGGGGACCCCUACCUCAGGUCCCAAGGGCCCCAGUCCGUUCUUGGUGCGCAGAGGUACAAAGAAGCAAGCGCCUGCACCUCCCAAACAGACUGCCACACCUCAGAGUGUAAAGACGGCUCCUAACCAGCCCACACCAGGCCAGUCCUCGGCCCAGAGCAUCCCUCAGCCUCUCAUCGCACCCCGUCGCAACAACCAGACCCCCAUCCAGGCCCCCAGUCACCCUCCUCCUCAACCUCCUCCCCAGAGCACAGAAGAACCAGACCAGUCCCUUCCCAGAACCCCCACCCCACCCGGUACACCGCCCCACGACAACUCCCAGACCCCCCUCACUACCUACCCCUCCGGCUCCCUGCCACGCCCCAGACCCACCCCUCGCGUGCGACCCAAACCCAGCGGCCCGCCACCACCCCAACCAACAAGCGAUGGUGCCAAUGGUGUCUGUGUGUCUGGAUCCAAGAUCAUCUCAGAUGUGUGAUCUUCUGCCUGUGAGGUCUGGUUUGAGUGACAGGCGAUGAUGGAGAUGGAGAUGGAGAGGAGAGAUCUUUUACGGGACCAGGGCUGGAUCUUGUCCCGGAGCUUGAGGAUGAAUCCUUGGAAACAACCACCGAGGAUGAACACCAAUCAGAAAACACCGCCCUGUGAGGUGGGCGGAGUCCAGUCUUCACACAGCCAAUCGAAAGCUAUGUUCGUAAUGGAAUACUAGCAUACUGCACCGUAUAUUCCUACCGUUUUUAAGGAUGUGAACGUAUCCAACGUGAGACAAACAUUGUCACAUGACCUCUUUAUAUACCGGUUACCUCAUGAAUAAAUAGUUCAAGUAAAAUAUGUCUCAACUUUUGGAAGCGUGAUCAAAUAAAGAGUCAUGACAGUUGUAGUUUAAACGACACUGGAAAUGGAAGGUCAAGUUAAUGCAUUGCAUUAUGGGAUACGGCACCCAGCACAGUGUGCAAAUAUAGUAGGUCAUCUGGGUAUAUUUUAAGCAUACUGAAAGUAUGCAAAGUGUACAUACUACACACAGUAUAGUAGUAUGCUAUUCCGAACAUAGCCACUUUUAGCCCCUGCAGAUACAGUCCCAUUUACACAAAAUACAUGAAACUAAACAGUCUAGAAGCUUCCUGGAGUCUCUGUCCUCACAAUGCUGGCACAUUGUAACCAUAAGCCGGGAAGAAAUCAGUACGCACAUAUUAACAUGCUCUACAAUCUUGAUUUCAUUCACAAACGGCAUAAAGCUGAUAUGGGUUCAAAUAUCAAAUAUGAAUGUCUUUGAGUUUUGUGUAACAAGCGACAUAUUUGUGCAAAUCACACAGUUUGUGUGGCUGAUCUUCCACACUUCACAUUUAAGUUGUUUAUAAUGGUGAAUGUCAUUUAUUCAAAUUUAUUUUAAUUGUUCCUUUUCUCUUUAAAUACUUGUGUAAGUGUAAAAAAUAAUAAUAAUAGAACAUUUGAAUUGAAAUGAGGUUGAGAAUGAAAAAUACUGAUUAUAGAGAUACAAUUCAUUUUGAUACAUGUGAUUUGUAUUUUUAAGUAUUUGUCCUGGGGUGCAAUACUGACUAUCAUGGCAUUAAAGUCAGUUUUCUAUUAGUUUAUUUGUUUAAAAAAAAUAGUAAUUGUGUUUCACAACUGUUUCACAGUUUUUCAUCCACUAAAAUAAACCCUGCACAUACUAUUAUGAAAUAGUUCGUUGUCAAAAUGACCAAAGAUGCUCUUUUAAAAGAUCCGGUGUCAGAGCUUUAGGGGUUUGUUUCAUCAUGUUGUAUGCAAUUCACAAAGCGCACUGACAACAUUAAUGUGAACGAGUGAAUUAUGGAUCUGUCAAGCUCAGGAACCGUCAGCUAGAAAGCCAAAAGUCAUUCAUUCCUUUCAAGAGGGAAUAUGUAUUUUAUUUCUGUGGUUAUGUUCUCUUUAAUGUGCUUUCUUAAUUGUACAUAUUGAUUUUUCCCCCCCCCUUUUCUAUAUCUGUGUGCACAUUUCCUGCCUCUGAAUUCUUUUUCUUCACAUGUGCCUCAGAUGAACAAAUUUUUUCUGAUUAUAUAUCUAAUAAAAAGCUUGAUUACAGAAGCAAGUUUGAUCUCAAAAGUUGUUUUUUAAACACCGUUUAAUUUACAGAAACAUCAAGGACAAAAUAGUUUUCAUAGGAGUUAAAGUUAGGGUAGGCAAUGUUUUUCAUAAACACUUUUUGUUAUACUGGUUGAAACUCUAUUCACAUCCUGAUGGCAAUCAAUAAUAGAAGUGGUCUAAAUAUUAAAUGUACAUAAUCCUUUGUGGAAGAC
Molecule: messenger RNA, 4304 nt
Organism: Pimephales promelas (fathead minnow)
Lineage: Eukaryota; Metazoa; Chordata; Actinopteri; Cypriniformes; Leuciscidae
Gene: arhgap17b
Product: Rho GTPase activating protein 17b
Biological process (GO): positive regulation of GTPase activity; regulation of Rac protein signal transduction; signal transduction
Cellular component (GO): intracellular anatomical structure; cytoplasm; cytosol
Molecular function (GO): GTPase activator activity; protein binding
Source: RefSeq, a predicted model, not a curated record